AUGCCUAUCCAGCACCCGGUGCCUGUCUUCAGCGCGGCGCUGCGGGAGGCGCUCGCAGAGCACUACAAACAUCACUGGUUUCCCGAGAAACCGUUUAAAGGCUCUGGGUAUCGCUGCAUCCGGAUCAAUCACAAAAUGGACCCCAUUAUCAGCAAGGCAGCUAGCCAGAUCGGACUCAGCCUACCGCAGCUCUACCAGCUCCUGCCCAGUGAGCUCACACUCUGGGUCGACCCCUACGAGGUCUCAUACCGCAUCGGUGAGGAUGGCUCCAUCUGUGUUUUAUACGAAGCGACUGCAACGAAACCCGUGAGCUCCUAUGGGAUGCUUACUUGUAAGAACCAGAUGAUGUUAGGUCGCACCAGUCCUUCCAAAAACUACAUCAUGACUGUCUCCAGCUAA
Charadrius vociferus (killdeer) is the source of this 399-nucleotide messenger RNA. It is a transcript of the gene BTG2, whose product is annotated as BTG family, member 2. The coding region runs from base 1 to 399 and encodes 132 amino acids. The transcript has 3 exons. NCBI's taxonomy places the organism in Eukaryota, Metazoa, Chordata, Aves, Charadriiformes, Charadriidae. The record is from RefSeq and is a predicted model, not a curated record. Gene Ontology annotation, biological process: negative regulation of cell population proliferation; negative regulation of mitotic cell cycle. Gene Ontology annotation, cellular component: cytoplasm; nucleus.